CCUCACUCACCGGAUGAUUGCAGGAGCCAAAGGAGAAACAGAAGUUUGCUUCAUUUGUGUUGUGAACGCACAGCGACAACAGUAAACAGGCAACACUUUUAUGCCCAACACAAACCAACAGGGGUCCAGUGUCAUUGAGGGGGGACCGUGAUGGGUCGGAAGCUGGACCUGACGGGCCUGACGGAGGGGGAGGCGGCUCACGUGCUGCAGGUGGUGCAAAGAGACAUGAAGCUUCGUAAGAAGGAUGAGGAGCGUCUCAGCGAACUGAAGCAGGAGCUGGACGAGGAGGGCAGUCGCUGCCUGCUGCUGUCAAGGCAGACGUGCUUCAACCGCCGCUGCUGCAUCCGCUGCUGCUCGCCCUUCUCCUUCCUGCUCAACCCCAAGCGCCAGUGCAGCAGCUGCAGCUACAACGUCUGCAAGGCCUGCCGGGUCUACAACAAGCGGGACAGAAUCUGGCUUUGCUCUGCGUGCCAGAAGAGCCGGCUGCUGAAGGCCCUGUCCCUGGAGUGGUUCUACUCCAACGUGAAGAAGCGCUUCAAGAGGUUUGGCAGCGCCAAAGUGCUGAAGACGCUCUACAGGAAGCACCUGGCAGAGCACAUCGCGCUGUCAGAGCUCACAGACGGCAGCGCCUGCGGCGACAGCGUCUGCAAUGAGGGCAGCGUCUGCGGGAGCGACUCAGCGUUCUACAGACAAACUGAAGAGCACAGCAUGGCGGAGAUGCUCAGCGUGGCCACACGGGUGGCGCAGGAGGCCAUAGAUGAAGCCAUCUCCAAGGCCGAAGCCGACACGUCCACGCAGGAGAAGCAGAGUGAGGUUCUGUAUCUUCAUGAGCACAGAGCGGAGCUCGUCCAGGAGCUCGCCGAGACGAUUGUGGAAAAGAUCAUUAGCAGAAGGAAAACGUUGGCACAGAUAAAGGCUCAGUGUGACCAGCAGUGGCCUUUUGGCUCCAACAUGGACCUUCAGCAUCAACCGUCCGAUCAGGCCUCCAGCUCCCUAAAGCACCAACCAGACCUCUGGAGAUCGCUCCCAGCUUUCUCUCUGUCGAACGAGGACCUGAUCCAGGACACUCCACCCGCCCUGCAGAAGGAGGGCGCCGGGUCUCCCAUGGCGGGAUGGAAGGGCGUGGAGCGACUCGACAACGCAGUUCUGAAGAGUCCGGACGGGAACUGGCUGGCCCUGCAGAGCGCACAGUUGUCCCGCCCCGGCCUCCUGGCUAGGAGGAAGAGUCUGGUCUUCAGCGCCCUGGAGAAGGAGUCCGGAGUGAAGUCUGCAUACGAGGGACUGGACUCCGACAACGAAACCAAACCAGAACCAGAACCAGAACCACAACCAGACAGCUCCUGGGGGGCCGUCUUGCAGGAGAUCCACAGGAAGAUGACAGACUCUAACCUUCAUUCAGGCGGCGACCAAAUGUCCCUGGCAGCGAUCCAAAAAGACUCCGAGGGGAACUGGAAGUUGGGUAAACCUCUGCAGGCCCUCCUGAAGAAGAAAGUUCCUGCAGAGCUCAGGAAACCUUCAUCGUCCCGCAGGACCAGCAUCAUCGACGUGAACUUCUACCUGACAGGAGCAGGAGAGGAAGAUGAAGAGGAGAGGACGGAACCUGGAGAGGAGGAUGAAGGAAAAGCCCUUCAGUCUCAGAGGAGUAACAAAGAAUCUGCAGCUUCUUCUCCUUUAGGGGACGUCAAUCAUAAAGGCCGCAGGUCUGACGCUGUGACCUCUGACCUCCUCACAUCCGGAGCCCCGAGCCCCGAAGCUCCUGACCGGGACGACGCCGCCUCGGGAGGAGGGGGCGAGCCGAUCCAGAGGGGGAGAGGUUCUCCUGUUUCUGGAGGAGAUGAGUUUGAUCAAAUGAGAGAUGAGGAAGAGGAGAGGUUUGGUGAGGAGGACAGCGACUGCACUGAGGAUAAAGAUGAAGAGGAGAUGGAGGGCAGGUUGUACAGGCUUGUGGCGCGGUCCAGCCUCUCGUAUUUUUCCUCCACUGACGAAGAGUUGGACAGAGACGAGCAAAGUGAUGAAGAUUGGAGCAGAUCCAUUGACGUGGACAUGGAGGAAGAGGAGAAAGCGUCAGACGAAGUCACCUUCAGACUUUGUCGGCUGGAAAAAGGAGUCGGAGCGGCGCGGGCCUCCUCCACCGAAGACGAGCUGGACAGAACCGGCACAGAGGACGAAGAGGAGGAGGAGGAGGAGCAUUUGUCCAUGAAAGUCUGCAGAUUAGUGAAUCAAAUCAACGCCGCCCAGUUCUCCUCCACCGAGGAUGAGCUGGACAGAGCCGGGGUCGACGAAGAGGAGACGGACGAAGGGGCGCUGUGGACGCAGCUGCAGAAAGAUCAUCUUCGGGAUUUGGCCAGUUUGGUCAGCGCCUCACAGUUCUCCUCCACAGAGGAUGAGCUGGACCGGGCCGGGAAGAGCGAGGAGGUGGAGGAGCUGCGGGGAGGCGCAGGGUUCACCGGGGGCAUGGACAUGAAAAUGUUCGAUUCCAGGGAUGAAGUGCAGAGCAGAACUGAAGAGGAGGAAGACGAGAAAGGAGGAGAUGAGCCGAGGUUUGAGGGCAGAGAAGAAGCAGAUAUUUGGUCGAAAACAUCUGUGGAAACGGAGGAGAACAGAGGAGAACAGGAGGAGAGCGGAGCAGCACAGAGCGAUGAAGACGACGGGGAGUUUGACCGAAUCAUCGGCAGCAUGUUGACAAUGACCCUGGAGGACAUGCAGGUGGAGGACAACAGAGGAGGAGGAGCUGAUGAAGACCAUGAAAACGGACUGAAAGAGGAGGAUGCCAACGUCUUUAGAGUGACGGCGGAGGAAUCUGGAGAGAUCCGUCUGAAACUGGAGAACAAAGACAAGGGAGGAGGAGAAGAGGAGGCACAGGAAGCAGAGACAAAGACAGAAAAAACAGACGUCUGGGAUGGAGAGAAGCUGGAAGAAAACAGGCUGACAGCAGGAGAUCCGGAGUCAUCUCAGGCUCCAGGAGGCGCUGCUGACCGGGAGAAGAGGGAAGAAAAACCAGACAGAGCAUCCAGAGAAGACGCAAAGCCUUUUCUCCCCCCAGAGGAGAUUCAGGAGACUUCCUCGGCGGCGUCUCUGCGCAGCAUCACCACCGAGGUGCUGAAGGUGCUGAACGCCACGGAGGAGCUUCUGCAGAGGGAAGAGGGAGGGGACAGGCGAGACCCCGCCCCCUCGCUGCCCCCAAAUGCAGACCCCUUAAAACUGGACCAACGGUUCUGCAAGCUGGAGGAAAGCGUUUACGUGGCGGCCAGUGCGGCCUACAGUCUGGAGGCGGAGCUUGGAGAGCUGGAGGGCUGCGCCCGAGGCAUCAGCAGCUCCACCAGCGUCGUGGAGCUGUCCUUCCUGGAGGAGCAGGUGGCGGCGGCGGCUGCAAAGGUUCAGCAUUCUGAGCUGCAGAUCUGCGGCAUCUCCUCAAGGAUCGCCGCUCUGAAGAGCGCAGGCCUGAACGUGGACCCGCAGUCCCGCCUCUCCAAGACCCGGUCUGCCUGCGAGCCGCAGGCCGUGACGCUGGACUCCUCCAGACAGCUGAGACGGCGGUUACCUGCAACACCUGUGCAAGAAAACAAAAAACUCUGACGCACCGGCACUCUGAUGUCCGAUGUUACCUGAACUCAUCACCUGAAGCUGUGCAUCCCAACGCCGUCCGCCUUAAAACUGUUUCCUGUAACGACCGACAACUGAUUUUUGUGCUAAAAAGUAGAUCAAAUAAAUAUAUUUUUUAAAAAUUGACAACAGAUGAACGAAAAUAAAUGAACAUAAAGUGA
Molecule: messenger RNA, 3764 nt
Organism: Oryzias latipes (Japanese medaka)
Lineage: Eukaryota; Metazoa; Chordata; Actinopteri; Beloniformes; Adrianichthyidae
Gene: myripa
Product: myosin VIIA and Rab interacting protein a
Biological process (GO): intracellular protein transport
Cellular component (GO): cortical actin cytoskeleton
Molecular function (GO): small GTPase binding; myosin binding; actin binding
Source: RefSeq, a predicted model, not a curated record